AUGAAUUUUUUUAAUGAAUAUAAAAGCUAUGAACCAUUUACAGUCGUUAGCACUCAUGCUCAAAGUACACAUAACGAAGUAGUAUACAUCCCUUUGCCGUAUAUUUUUAAUAGCCCUUUAAUGCAUAAAUUUUAUGUAUAUGAUGUAGAUGCUAGAUAUCAUGGUUUAAUUGGCUCAGAUUUAUUAAAGGAAUUAGAAGCUAGCAUAGAUAUGAAAAAUCAAAUACUGUAUACAACUGGUUCUGCCAUACCUAUAUUAUAUAGUCCUCCAUACGAAGUUAUAAUUGAACCCAGAACAGAAUCAAAAAUUAAAAUCCCUACUAACCUACAAAAUGGAGAUGCCAUAGUAGAACAGGUCUAUUUCAGUACUGGCGUUCGUAUGCCAAAUGCUAUCGUUACAUGUGAAAACUUCUUUGCAACCACCGUUAUACAAAAUGUAUCCGAGAAACCAUUUAAAAUAACUUUUAAGGAACCUAUUAAAGUCUCAGUUUUUAAAAUAAGUGAAAUUUGUAAAAGUAAUUUUAUAAAUGAUACUUUAACAAUUGAUAAUAUUUUAAAAGAAAAUUUGUCCAAGCUUCGUUUAGAUCAUAUGAAUAGGGAGGAACGUGACGCAAUCUCUAAACUAUGUUACGAGUUUCGUGAUAUAUUUUAUUCUGAUAAAAUUCCUUUAUCAUUCACAAAUCAGGUUAAACACAAAAUUAGGACAGUUAACGAAGACCCCAUUUAUAUUAGACCUUAUAGACAUCCUGCUUCUCAAAAUCAAGAGAUAGAAAAACAGGUGGAUAAACUCUUAAAAGAUAACGUCAUACAAAAUUCAUUUUCCCCUUAUAGUGCACCAGUUCAUUUGGUACCGAAAAAGCUAGAUGCGUCCGGCGAACCAAAAUAUAGAAUGGUUAUCGACUAUAGACGUUUGAACGAAAUCACAAUAGAUGACAAGUAUCCUUUGCCUAACAUAUCGGAACUUUUUGAUAAAUUAGGUAAAUCACAGUACUUUACCACAAUUGAUUUAGCAAGUGGUUACCAUCAAAUUGAAGUCCAAAAGGAAGAUCAGCACAAAACAGCGUUUACUACACAAUCAGGUCACUAUGAAUUCAAAAGAAUGCCGUUUGGCUUAAAAACAGCACCGGCAACGUUCCAAAGAGCAAUGGAUAACGUUUUACGCGGCCUACAAGGAUUACACUGCAUGGUAUACUUAGAUGACAUAAUUGUAUACUCAGCUAGUUUACAAGAACAUAUAGUAAAACUUAAGAAAAUUUUUGAACGUUUACGUGAGACUAAUUUAAAGGUUACACUAGACAAAAGCGAAUUUCUCCGAAAAGAGGUUCUAUACUUAGGACACACCAUAUCUAAAGAAGGCCUUAUGCCAAACAAUGAUAAAAUUAAAGCAGUUUUAGAAUUCCCGAUUCCACGUACAUCAACUGAAAUAAAGAGUUUCUUAGGCCUCGUUGGUUACUAUCGAAAAUUAAUUAGAGAUUUCUCUAAAAUAACUCAGCCAUUGACAUCUUGUUUAAAAAAAAAGAAUAAAAUUGACAUCACCAAACCCGAAUACAUAGAAGCCUUUGAAAAGUGCAAGGAACUUUUAGUUAACGCGCCUAUUUUACAAUUUCCGGAUUUCAGUAAACCAUUUGUCCUUACAACAGACGCAUCCAAUGUCGCAUUAGGUGCAGUACUUUCCCAAGGUCAAAUUGGUAGCGACAAACCCAUCGCUUUCGCAAGUCGUACGCUGAACGAAGCAGAGACACGCUACAGCACAAUAGAAAGAGAGUUGUUGGCCAUCGUCUGGGCGACAAAAUAUUUCCGGCCUUAUUUAUAUGGACGUAAAUUCACGAUAUACACCGAUCACAGGCCGUUAACCUGGCUUAACUCAAUAAAGGAACCGAAUACCAAAUUAACACGUUGGAAAUUACGUUUAGCCGAAUUUGACUAUGAUAUUGUAUUUAAAAAUGGGAAGCAAAAUUCAAACGCAGACGCAUUAUCCAGAAUUAGGAUCAACGCUUUGGGCAAUGAUGAUAUCUCGCUAAAGGUAAACGUGGACAUAAAUGAACGAAAUCUUCAAGGUCACAUUGACAAUCUAACAGAAGAGAUAACCCGCUUAGCUAGAAACCAACAUCAAGAAAACCCUCCAACACCUAUGGAAGUAUCUCCAGCUUCUGAACGAACACUCAGUGUGGAAUCAUUAGGGUCUAGCACCAUUACUGCAUCUGAAAUAAUGAGCACAAUCCAUUCCGCGGAGGAUAUAGAUACAGAUGGUAUAUGUAUUCUGCAAGAAGCUAUAGACACAAAGCCAAAUCAAGUACUUGUAUUCCCCUGGAAUAGGAAAGAAAUAUUAGUUAAAAAUUUAUCUAGGCCGAAACAAAAAAUAUUAGAGGUACACUUACCUGUGAAUAAUAUAGACUUAAUUAAAAACUUUUUAAAAGAAUACACAAAACCUAAUAUAAAAUAUUUCUUUUACUUUGAAGAUGAACAGCACCGUAAGGAAUUUGCGGCGGUUACAAUAUCACUUUUUAAAAAAGGCACUGUUAAAUUUUAUGAAUGCACAAAACGAGUCAUUUACGUAGAUAAUGAAGAGGAACAGCGAGAUAUAAUUAUCAAAUAUCAUGAUGGGAAAAAUAGUCACCGUGGUAUUAAAGAGACUUUAAUUCAUUUAAAAAGAACCUAUUUCUGGAACAACAUGGAACAAACUGUUGCGAGUGUAGUUAACGCUUGUGAAACUUGUAAAAAGAUGAAGUACGAUAGGAGACCUCUAAAACCUGAAUUGCAAUUGACACAAACACAAGAUAGACCGUUUCAGGAGUUAUUUAUCGAUACAUUUUCAAUAGAAGGACAAUAUUACCUCACUAUAGUAGAUGGUUUUAGUAAAUUAGGACAGGCAUUUUUAAUAAGUUCACGCUCAACUCCCGAAGUAGUUAGGGCUUUAAUAAAAUAUUUUUCUUUAUACGGCGUACCUGGACGAAUUAGUGCGGAUCCCGGAGCCGAGUUUAAUAAUGCAUUAUUAAGAGAUCUUCUAUCAUUUUACAAAAUAAAUCUUCACAUUAGUACUCCACAUAACCCCAACUCAAUGGGGAUAGUCGAAAGAUUUCAUUCCACCAUCAUCGAAAUAUAUAGAAUAGCUAAAUACGAACGGAAGAUAACUGAUGCGACGGAUGUAAUGACUUAUGCGAUUAUGUCUUAUCAUUCAAUCCAUUCUACUACAGGCUUAACACCCUUUGAAGUCGUAUUUGGCCAUACCGAGUCUAAUCAUAUAUUUUCUGUAGAUUUUAAUAAAAUGUAUACACAACAAUUAGUUAAGGAACAUGCUCGAAAAACUAAAUUCUUAUAUCAAUAUUUAACCGAUAAAAUCAUACAUCAAAAACAGCAUUUAAUCGAGAAACAUGGCGGUGAAAAAGAGUUAGAAAUAGACAUAGGCGAUACCGUGUUUAUAAAGGGAGUUAACACGCGACGUAGUAAGGAUAAGGCACGUUAUCAAAAAGCCCGAGUAUUGGGUCCGAUUCAUAGAAACGUUGUUCCAGUGAUAACUCAGAAACGAAAAACUAAGGUACAUACUAAAGAUUUAAAACGCCCUUCACGGGUUGUUACUCCUGCUGGUACAUCUGACCCCAAGCCAGGCCCUUCAACUGCAAAAGAUUAA
Pieris macdunnoughi is the source of this 3627-nucleotide messenger RNA. The record is from the annotation of a GenBank genome assembly. NCBI's taxonomy places the organism in Eukaryota, Metazoa, Arthropoda, Insecta, Lepidoptera, Pieridae.